Molecule: messenger RNA, 8387 nt
Organism: Strigops habroptila (Kakapo)
Lineage: Eukaryota; Metazoa; Chordata; Aves; Psittaciformes; Psittacidae
Gene: LTK
Product: leukocyte receptor tyrosine kinase
Exons: 29
Coding region: 95-4459 (1454 amino acids)
Biological process (GO): positive regulation of kinase activity; cell surface receptor protein tyrosine kinase signaling pathway; protein phosphorylation
Cellular component (GO): membrane; signaling receptor complex
Molecular function (GO): transmembrane receptor protein tyrosine kinase activity; ATP binding
Source: RefSeq, a predicted model, not a curated record
GCCUCAGAGCUCCUGCGGAGCCCGCAGGAAGCGCCGGGCACGUCCCCUCCGGAGCCGCGCACCCGGCUGGGACCUGCUUGCACCCGGCAGAGCCAUGAAGCGGCUCCCACAGCUGCUGCUGUGGGUCACCACGGUGGUUGUUGUGUCCUGUUCUGGAUCACAUGAAGAAAACUCUUCCUCACCAAAUCCACCUCAGAAGCUCUCCCUGAUAAAAAAUAGGAUGGUUUCAUUGCAUCAGCCUUCAAAACCAGCAAUCUCUUGCAACAUCGGCUCAAGCUGUUCAUGGGUGACAUCUACGGACAGUUUUGGAAAACCAGACUGGGUGUUAUCUUCAGUUGGUGUCCUGGUGUCCCAGGAGAUGCAGCAGCAGCUUCUGGAAAACAGUUCCUCCCAUGGAGAUGUUCAAGGGGACAUAUUCCUCCUGAACACCAAUAGGCUCCCAGAUAGAUGUGAGUUCAGCCUGCAUAGUCCCAUCCUGCCUGGGAGCUUGGACUCUUGCUUGCUGGAACUGGCCAUAUGUUCACAGGAUGCUGUUCCUCUCCUCCAGAGGUUCACAGUUGAAAUCAGAUAUGUGGAGACAAACAGAAAUAUAAUAAUUGCUCUGAGAGUUGGCCAUGAGGAGGAUGCCGGGAUGAAAUGGAAAUACCUGAUGGCCGAGAUUGGCCGUAUAGAAAGGCCUUUUAAAAUCACCUUACUGUAUUCAAACUGUGGAGCACAAGAGGUUGGAGUACUGGCAGUGGGCUCCUUGCAACUCAGGAACUGCUUUCAUGAUAAAGAAAACCAAGAUCUCUCUAUAUAUGACAAAGUCUCCACCAUCCCCUGCCUUCCUGGAGGCUGUGUCAGCCACCUACAAAUCUGUGAAUUCAUCAGCGAUUGCCCUGCCAAAGAACAGGAAGGAGUGAGGUGUGACAGUCUGCCAGAGGGUUCACAUUGCUCUUUUGAAGAGGGUCCAUGUGGCUGGACCCUGAAUGAAACUGCAGCAUCUCCUUGGUCUAUUCAGGGUUUUACUGAAACAAUUCAAGAUGACUCACUUGUAGGGUCUACCUUGCAAGCCACUGCUGGACACUUCCUCUACCUGCGAGCAGACAGCAAUCAGACGAGUGGUAUGGCCAAGGCUUACAGUGCCAGCUUGCCAGCCAGUAUUGCCACUGAAGACUACCAGAUCCAAUUCUCAGUGCAUGUUUUUGGCAGCUACAAUGGUACCAUCUCCUUCUCUGUCAGGGAAGAGACAAAGGGAGCUCCAAUCAUCUUGCCCAUGUGGGAAAGAGCAGGGAGCUGGAGUGACCACUGGUUUCUCGUCACCUUACCAAUGCCAGUGCUUCAGAAUAGGUUUCAACUGGAACUCCUGGCAACCUGGGGCUGGAAUUCCCAAGCUGACAUUGCUGUCGAUAACAUUACAUUUGGACUGGACUGCUUCCCUGAUGGAAGACAACCAAACCAUUUUGUUGGGAAGCGCCAGUACCUACAGGAGAUUAGUAUCCUGGAUGAACAUCUUCUGAACCCCCUGGAAGAGCCCUCCCUCCCAGGGGAUACAUCUGUUGUUCUCUGGUGGUUCACAACAUGUGGUGCCAGUGGUCCACAUGGCCCAACUCAAGCUCAGUGUGACAGUGCCUAUAAGAACAGCAAUGUGUCGGUAACUGUGGAGAAAGAGGGCAGGCUGCGGGGAGUGCAAGUCUGGAGAGUGCCAGCCACAAACCGAUACAGGAUUUCUGCCUAUGGAGCAGCUGGGGGGAAGGGAGCCAAAAACCACAAUAAGCGGUCCCAUGGGGUCUUCAUCUCAGCCACCUUCCAGCUGGAGAAAGAUGAGCUGCUGUACAUCUUAGUGGGGCAGCAGGGGGAGGAUGCCUGCCCUGGGGGCAAUCCUGAAACCCAGAAGAUCUGCUUAGGGGAGUCAUCUCUCAUUGAAGAAGAUUACAAGAAAAAAAAGGACCUGAGGGACUGGGCUGGAGGAGGUGGGGGUGGAGGAGGAGCAACCUACAUCUUUAGACAGAAGGAUGGGAUUUUCGAACCUUUGCUCAUCGCAGCAGGAGGAGGAGGAAAAGCCUACCUGAAGUCUCAGGACAGCUCUCUGGAUGAUGUACCCCUGGAGCAAUUUGAGAACAGCACUGCAAUACCUGGAGUCAGCGGCAGGACUGGGGCAGCAGGUGGAGGUGGUGGCUGGCAAGAUGAGAGUCUGCUUCCUCAGUCUGGGAAGUCCCUUCUGGAAGGUGGAGAAGGGGGUCAAGCUUGUCCCCAAGCACUAGCCAAGCUUCAGUGGGCCACCUCCGGUGGCUUUGGAGGGGGAGGAGGAGCUUGUACUUCUGGUGGAGGAGGUGGAGGCUACAGAGGGGGGCAUGCCUCCAAUACUGAUGAUAUCACAGCUGGUGGGCAGGAUGGCAUCUCAUUUGUGAGCCCCAUUGGAGAAAUCUUCUUGCAUCCCCUGGCAGCCAUGGAGAGUCAUGGGGAGGUGGAGGUUCAGAUCUAUCUGAACUGCAGCCACUGCCACUCAGACAACUGUAAGCGGGACCCUGACACCAACCUGCCAGUCUGCCAAUGUGAAAUGGGAGCUGUGCUAGCCAACGACAAUGUCACCUGCACUGUGCCCCAGGGUCCUAUUCCAGAGAGUCACCUGCCUCUCCCACUCCUCCUAGCUGUGGUGGCUGUGAUUGUGGUGCUUGGAAUGAUCCUUACCUGUGGCAGCCUAUCUAUCAUUUACCACCUUAAGAAGCAGCAGCUGGAGGGAGCCAGAGCACGACUGCAGAGCCCAGAAUAUAAACUGAGCAAAAUCCGCACAUCAGCCAUCAUGACAGAUUACAACCCCAACUACUGCUUUGCAGGGAAGGCCGCCACUCUGAGCGAGCUGAAGGAGAUCCCACGGAAGAACAUCUCUCUGCUUCGGGCACUAGGACAUGGUGCAUUUGGUGAGGUUUAUGAGGGAACCGUGGUAGGCAUCGCAGGGGAUCCCAACCCUCUUCAAGUGGCUAUCAAGACCCUGCCAGAAGUCUGCUCUGAGCAGGAUGAGAUGGAUUUCCUAAUGGAAGCAUUGAUUAUCAGUAAGUUCAAUCACCAAAAUAUCGUGCAGUGCAUUGGUGUUAGCCUACAGACGCUGCCUCGCUUCAUUCUGCUUGAGCUGAUGGCUGGAGGAGAUAUGAAGAGCUUCCUUCGGCAGAAUCGACCCAGAGUGAAUCAACCAUCCACGCUAACAAUGCAGGACCUGCUGAACAUAGCUAGGGAUAUUGCCUGCGGCUGUAAAUAUCUGGAAGAGAAUCAUUUCAUCCACAGAGACAUAGCUGCAAGGAAUUGCCUUUUGACCUGCACUGGAGCAGGACGAAUAGCCAAGAUUGGUGACUUUGGGAUGGCCAGAGAUAUUUACAGAGCAAGUUACUACCGUAAAGGAGGAAGAGCCAUGCUUCCUGUCAAGUGGAUGCCACCAGAAGCUUUCCUAGAGGGCAUUUUCACCUCUAAGACUGAUACCUGGUCCUUUGGUGUGCUGCUUUGGGAGAUUUUCUCUCUAGGCUACAUGCCGUACCCUUGCAAAACCAACCAGGAAGUGCUGGAAUUUGUCACCAGUGGAGGAAGAAUGGAUCCACCAAAAAACUGUCCAGGACCAGUGUACCGGAUCAUGACCCAGUGCUGGCAGCACAGCCCAGAGUAUCGGCCAAACUUCUCCACUAUCCUGGAAAGAAUCAAGUAUUGCACACAGGACCCUGAUGUGAUCAACACUGAGCUGCCCAUGGAGUGUGGCCCCGCACCAGAGGAUGAAGGGAGUACAGUCAUGCGCCCAAACAUUUCCAGUGGGAUAGUGCCCCUGUUGGUAAGCCCUUCUCUCACACCUCAGUCAACGCCUAAAGCACUGGAGUCCCACCAGGCUGGGCACAAACUUGUACAAUGUCCACAAGAGCUGCUGGUAGAGAACCUGAGCAACCGGACUGCUCGAGGGCCCAGCCUGCCAUGCCUCACUGAUUUCAGCAGUGGACCCUGGUUCCAGCAGACCUCGAACCAGAAGCUGGAGCUCAGCAAUCCACCAAGCCACAGACUUAAAAACAAAACAAAAAAUCUUUGGAACCCAACCUAUGUAUCAUGGGUGCUAGAGAACAUCUGUCACUUCAGCCCCAGCUCCAAGCCCAAAGCAAAUCCGGAGCGGGAAGAUUCGGGCUUUGAUGGGAAUUGCAGUUCUUCUCCUAGCUCCCGGGCAUCUCCAGCAUCUCCAAGUCGAAGCAACUGCCCUCAGCUGGAUGUCAGUGGGAUUGAACUGGUGAAACUCCAGACUUUCCCCUGUGGCAAUGUCAAUUAUGCUUAUGAUGACCUGUGCUGUGGCACUGAGCACCAACCAUCAGCUUUAGCAAGGGUCAGAGGAACUGUGCUAAGGAGCUCCAGCCUGCACAAAGAUGAAAAGCCUUUUUAUAAAACAGAGAAAACAUCAAGGGAAAGGGACUCUGGUCUGUCUUUGUCAGAUGACCUGAGUGUUACUCCAGUAUAACAAACAGAAACAGUUCUUCCAAAGAUCAGGGAAUGUGUGUGUCUGGAAGGACUGCUUCCUAUUUCACUCACUUCCUCCAUUAAAGUUCCUUCAGAUGGGUGAUGUUUCAACAUCAGCGAUGUUCUGCUUCCUCCUUCAACCUACCGGAUCCCCAGAUCGUUAAAAGACAGUUGCAUUCCUAUCUCUGUCCAUCAACCAUGUUCCAUGAACCAGCUUAAAGGUGGAGAACAAUGGCAUUGCUGCUCUCAUUCAGAAGACAAUAGUGAAAGGACUCCCUCUCAAUCUGCUCAGGUGAAAAGAAUUGGACCUACCAUCCAGCUGCAGCAUUUGGAUGGAGAUAAAGACUGGCACAGGUUGUGCUUCUUGCUGACCGAAGAAACCAAAAACACAUGCUGUGCAACUUGCAAAGGCUGCUGUAUUCACGAGAGCUUUUUACAGUCCCAAUGACUUACUAAUGAUGGUCAUACACUGUAAGGGAAGUAAAUAAAUAGCAGCUACCUUUGCAUCUGUUUUAUUAGCAGACCCUGUGGAAAAACGUGAAAAUGAAGCUACUGCUCAAAUUAGAAGUAGCAGGAAGGAUAAAACAAGAACUCCAGGCUCCUCUGAGCAUGUGCUUUGAAAACAAGCAAUGAAGAGGAAAACAGAUUUACUAUUCACAAAAAAAAAUGGUUGGUGGAGCUGAUAGUAUCCCUUUGAAUAGUGAAGGGAAUAUGCUGCUUGCCUCAUGGUGUCACUUUCCUCACAGCUCCUGAUUUGGCAGGGGCAGGUGGCUUUUCAGGAAAGGCUUUGCUGUGUGGCAUGAGGAGAGAUGGGCUGUCUUUAUCUUUUAAUGAACUUUACUUGGGAUGAACUUCUUUUUUCUAUGUUGGUAUUCAGCAGUAGUUUCCUGUGCUAGGUUGGUAAGCAUUAAGCUGAGGUUCUCGAGUAACUGUCUAGCACUUGGUGCACUGGAGUUGCUCCUGGGUUUAAUACCUGCUCCUCUGGAAUAGAAGCACCGUAACGCAAGGGAGGGGCAGAGUGAGCGGAACCUAACACAGACACAACCUUACAGUGCCCUUUAACAGGAAGGUAGCACAGCUCCACCACUCAAAGCUAAAAUCAUUACUUGGCUUCACACACCUGAGCAGGUCAUCAUUUCUUCUCACCUUACAAGCAUACAGACUUGCUGGUAAAGGUAGUUGCUUUGAGGACAGUUCAUUUCUAACAAACACUCUCUUCUGUUGCUUGGGGCCUAAACUGAUGUUUACUGGUUAAAGCCUGCAAAAUAAGGAGACUGAAAAAGUAAAUAAUUUGGAUUAAGCCUGAACAGUCUCAGAAGUGUUUUGUUCUUGCCUCACUCCUGAAUGUUGCAAAUUACAUGCUGCCUGAAAGUGUAAUCAAGUUGUGUGGCAAGAUGUCAGUUGUUGUAGACUCACUCUGGCUCCUUUCUAAGGGAAGAGGUACAAGCUUCACACUUAGUGAUCAGCUGCAUGUACAGUCUGAAGAUGUGGGCUGGCAGGAGACCCUCUUCCUGGACAGGAAGACCACAGACUACCUGUCCCCUGCAUCAUUCAGGGAUGGACACUACUGAGAUGUGGUACAGAAGCAGCACAUAGGAAAGAGCCUGAAUCCAUUCUGAGUGAAAUGUGUCUUCAGUGCAGGUUUAUGCUUUAUUGGUCUGACUUUGUAUCUGUUCCAGGCUUCCUAUAGUUUCAGGCCUUUGGCUUUAGAAGGAAUAGUUUUACAUACCAUCAUUUCCAGAUCUGCAGGUUUGUUACAACUCUGCUUUCAAUUCUCCUUAGCCAUCAGAACGGAUGAUAAGAGAGGAGUGAAAUACUGACUUGUUCAGAAGCCAUGGGAUGUUAACUAUACCACCUUCUCUUCCUGCAGCCUUUCUGUGAAGUAGCAGGCACAAGACAGUUAAUCUUUUUUCACAUGGAAAUGACUACACAGUGCCCUGAGUCCAGUGAGAAGCAGGUAGGAGCCCUGCUGUCCACGUGGUUACCCAGCUUGAGCUGCCACCAUUUUCCCCAUGCGCAGCACUUGCCUCAACAUGAUUCAGGAAUUUAGAAAGGUCAGUAGUGACAAAACUAGGUAAGCCAUUGAAAAGUGGAGUGAGAGAAGAGCACAGUGCUACUGCCAAUGCCAUGGGCAGUCUAGGCUGCAGCUGUGCCUUCAUUUUAUAAUGAAAAUGCAAGUUCUUCAGUCCAGCACUUUUGGGCAAAUACCUGUUUUUUCUAAAUAGCUGCAUCAAGGUACUUAUUUACAGGAAGAGCACAGAGAAAGCUGUACUGAGCCAGAAUAAAAGUCCAUCCCACCCAAUAUCUUAACCCUAAGAGUGUCCAGCAGCGGGGUGUUGUUGAAGGACAACUGGAGGAGUGAGCAUGUAGUGAUUAUAGAGUGAUACUUUGCUGGUUUACAGCAGCAUGUGGCUCAGGAACGUACCGAGCCAGUCAGAGUGUCUUGUAGCAAGACAGAACAUGGAGCUGCACAUACCAAAUGGGCACAGAAAAAAAGAGAUGGGAAUUUUAAAGGAUCUGCAUUAGCAACCUAGAUUUUUUAUAACUAACAACUCCCACAAACAAAACUAAAGGUAAAUGAUCUUCUGUCAGUGCAGUUGCCAUGAAUCUUUGACCUUAUUCUGUGCAUAUCUGAUCUCUUGGCUGCUUUUUAAAAACCCUCACAGAUAGAUAAUGAAAUUUUAAUUAAUAUCCUGGAGGAAAUCAUGCUAAUAUUGUGAUGCUGAAUGCUCCAUGCUGCCCAAACCGUAUUACUUAAAAAUAACAAUUGUAAUGACGUAUUCUACAACCCUGAGUUCGGAGACUGGAACUUGCUGUUCAUAUAAUCACAGAUUUCACGGUGCUCAAUUGCUACUAUUUCAAAAUAUGACUUGAAGCUGUGUUUUAAAGAGACACUUUCAGUGCAUAAUCAAUGAGUUGAACCCAUAGCGUCAAAAUUAGAUUAUUUUUGGCAACUGAAAGCUGAAACCUGAUUUUGUUUCCUACCAGAAUGACAUGAGCGGGAUAUCUGGGAUUAUCUAUACUCCAUGUGAAAAGUCUUCCAACACUUGCCCACUGCAGAACCAGCCAUUUAUAGGAUUAUCAUCAAUUGCUCUUCCUGAUGGGUGUCUGCCUUUUAACAUGUUACCAACUUGAUUUUAGAUUCUGUGUAUAUAUUUGUUUUGGUUUUUUUCUGGGCUCAGCAUUUAUGUGGCUUCAUACAACCUCAUACCUACAUUUUAAAGAGGGAACUGACUAACAAAAGAUGAAAUAAUCCUGCAAACUUCAAUUUUUCUCUGCUUUAUUUUCACAUUCAUUGAUAUUCUUGCUUCUGAUUUGUUGCCUUUUCUCUCCCCAACUUACAUGUUUCAUAUCUUCAUUUGCCCUUUAAAGAAAUAGAACUUUUAACUGCACAGAUUUAAGGUCUCCCCCUCAUACCAACCCUCUUCCUACAGCAAGUUCCGCACUGAUUUGCCAGAGGGCAGGUAUGUACUGAGGAAGCUUUGCAAGUCUAAUGAAAUAGUUACAGGCUUUUGCAAGUGUAACUUAUUCCACCUCCAAUACCCGCCCCCUACUCACCUGAAAGAAGAAAACAUUACUGCUAGGAGUUGCAGCUCCAUUGCUGUGUCAGCCACAGACCACACUCCCCAGAGCCUUCAGCAGCCAUGCUUUCUCCUCAUCUCUCCUCCACAUUCCUGCCCUUUCCAGGUUGAUGGAAAUGACAUCUUAGGCAUGACAUCACUAACAUCUUCCCAUCUCAUGACUUCUUCAUUUAAUUGAACUAGUUUUAAUUUGUCAUUACCUCUGACCAUGGCAGCACUUCUCAUCAACGUACCUUUCUGGGUGACUACUGUACACAAGUAGAUGGCACGCCUGCUUCUAUGCAAUUUAAAGCUGGACAAGUGUAUACUUCUAUAUUUGCAACACAAAAUAAAGAGACACUAAUGGUG